AUGCGGGCUGCAGGGCCGCUGUCGCUCAUCUGGCUGGGCGGGUGCGCCGCCUCCGUGGUUGGCGAUGACAUCGACGAAAUUCAAGGCGUGCUGGCAAUUUCUGCAGUGGAAGAGCCCUUCAUCGGUGGGCGGGAGGCGCGCGGCGGGGCCGCUUGGCGUGAGGAGGCUGGCGCGCCGCGCGUGUUCCCGCUGCUGCCGGGCGAGCUGUGUGGGAGGCUGAUCGUCGAGGCCGAGGCCGCUGCCGCGGCGCGAGGCGGCUGGACCACCGACCGCCACGCCCGGUACGCCACCACCGACCUGGAGGUGCGCGCGGUGCCCGGGAUGUGGGCCCUGAUCGAACCGCACCUGCGGCGCGCGGCCGCGCUGGCGGCCGAGACCUACGGCGGGGAGCCGGGCCUCGAGUUUCACGACGUGUUCGUGGUGCGAUACGACGCCAGCGGUCAGCGGUCGCUGGCCUCCCAUCAAGACCCGGACGGGUCCCGGGUAACGCUCCAGGCGGCGCUCAACGAGGAGAGGGCGCGGACUACGACGGCGGUGGCACCUUCUUCGGCUCGCUGGGAUGCUGGUUGCAGCCAGAGGUGGGUGGCGCCAUGGUUUUUCCAGGACGCCACCUCACACACUCCGCAAGGGAGAUCACCCGCGGGAGGAGACUCGUACGUGCUUGUCGGCUUCAGUCACCGGGAGGGCGGCUCCGCGGAGGACGAGCAUUUCGCCCUCUCUUUCGGAGAGCUCCGUUCAGCGUGGUCCUGGCGCCUGCCCCGUGCCUGCGGCGCGGCAGCACGCUGA
This is a messenger RNA of Prorocentrum cordatum, 786 nucleotides long. The record is from the annotation of a GenBank genome assembly. NCBI's taxonomy places the organism in Eukaryota, Dinophyceae, Prorocentrales, Prorocentraceae.